UCAACACAAACGUUUUGACCAGUUUAACGUAUAAGUUAAAGUUCAAUUUGAUCAAUUAUAUAUCCUAUUGCAAUAACAACAGUGUAUAAAAAGUAAACUUUAUAAUCGUGGAAUUCAUCAGAAUAUUGGAAAACACAGGCAAUCACUCUAAUAUAAAGGAAAUAAGCUUACAUUGGUGACGACAAUAAAAAUGGGUUUUCUAGAAUGCUUUCGUUUUCAAUUGAUCCACAAAUUUUUAAUUGUCCUCUCCUUGAUGUUAACAUGGUCACAAGCACAGCAACCGAGACGUGAUGCUGAUUGGCCUCCAUCAUCGCUCUUAAAGAUAGCAAAGCCAUUCCAUGAUAUUUGUGUAGAAAAAACUGGUGUAACUGAAGAGGCCAUUAAGGAAUUCAGUGAUGGACAAAUUCAUGAAGAUGAGGCUUUAAAAUGUUACAUGUAUUGCUUGUUCCAUGAAUUCGAUGUGGUUGAUCCUAAUGGUGAUGUUCACUUAGAAACAUUAUUCCAAGCUAUACCGCACACUAUCAAAGAUAUGUUAGUGAAGGCUUCGGAGAAUUGUGUACAUCCAGAGGGUGAUACUUUGUGUCACAAGGCUUGGUGGUUCCACCAAUGUUGGAAAAAUGCAGACCCAGUGCAUUAUUUCUUGCCCUAAAGUGAAAGACCAGAGAUCUCAAUUUUGACAAUUUUAUGAUGUUACUAAUCCGAAACUGAUUUGAUUUAAUAUUAUUUAAGUUUUAUGUGAUUUCUAUUUGAUUUGUUUUUUCGCUUAAUCGAAGCAUAAUAAGGAGUUUAAAAUGAAAACAUUUAAUAAAUCGUAUAUCUUAUCUUCAAACAAGU
Messenger RNA from Lucilia sericata (common green bottle fly), 834 nucleotides. RefSeq names its product pheromone-binding protein-related protein 6-like. The transcript is spliced from 5 exons. Gene Ontology annotation, molecular function: odorant binding. NCBI's taxonomy places the organism in Eukaryota, Metazoa, Arthropoda, Insecta, Diptera, Calliphoridae. The coding region runs from base 191 to 649 and encodes 152 amino acids. The record is from RefSeq and is a predicted model, not a curated record. Gene Ontology annotation, biological process: sensory perception of smell.